This is a messenger RNA of Pseudomassariella vexata, 1119 nucleotides long. RefSeq lists its product as uncharacterized. The transcript is spliced from 3 exons. Bases 1 to 1119 code for a protein of 372 amino acids. Lineage: Eukaryota; Fungi; Ascomycota; Sordariomycetes; Amphisphaeriales; Pseudomassariaceae. The record is from RefSeq and is a predicted model, not a curated record.
AUGGAAACUAUUUUCAAGCGGGCAGUCUCUUUUCACGACUGGCCUCAAGUGCCGAUACCAAGUUUCAAUCUGUCAGCCGGCGGUGUUAUCGCCCUCGCAGACCUGAGUACCAUUGCCCAAAGGACUGCUAUCGUCGGCGGCUCCUCAUGGCUAGAUUGUCUCCUCCUCGCUCCCGGCCUGCAUUACCAGCAGGCCGCGGACGCCUUGGUCAACAGCGAGGCAUCAUACGCUGCCGUUGAGCAGCUCCAAGGGAAAACAUCGACAUAUUCGAUUACCAACCCAGCCACCAUCCGGUAUUUGAACAAAGUCGGGCUGGGUCAGGCCGGUCAUAAAGUCACCGUGGAUGUAGGGAUGAUCCCUAAGAGGAGCCAUUUUCGCCGAGGCAGAGCUAGCCAGAAGCGCGUAAUAUGGCAUGAUUCGAGCUCGAAUCUAGGGUGGCUGUCGCACGUGCUCUAUCUUGCCAGUCCUGUGCUCACAGUACUUGCCAUUGUCUUCAUGGUUUUAUUGCGAGAAUGGUGGGGGAUUGCUCUGCUUUUGUCUCUCAUGUUGUCUCGCGUAUUGAACAUCUGGGUCAUCAAGCAGCGGUCCAAACCACCCCAGCCCACACCAGCCAACCCAGACGUGAGCAACAUGCUAACCGAGUACCUUGUCGACCUCGGUCACGGUCGCGCGGUCUCUUUGCGCGGGAUGGCCGACGAUCUGCAGGCCAUCACGACGUCCACCUGGCUGAGGACCAAAACGCACAUCGACGGGUAUCUGGAAGCCAUGGCCAAGCUGAUUGUAUAUGUCGUCGCUGCAUUCAGCGGGAACAUGACCCAAAUAGGAGCCAUCAUCUUCAUGGGCCUUCUUCUCAUCACCGCUGGGCUGCUGGGUUUGAGCAAUAGCCACGCGAAAACUUUUCAAAUGCAUGGUCGAAUCGCGGCACCGACCUCAGAGAGACUCCCAUACCCGGCCGACAGGCUACCAUAUCCGAAUAGUGUUCAAUGCAGUAGCAUGGGGACUGUGUCUUUCCCUGCAACCUCGCGGCGCACCUCGACCGGGUUGACGGGCAUGAGUGAUUUUGCGGAGAGGGGCCAGCUUGAGGGUGUCGUGCGGGAUGGCCACCCUUCCAAAGGCUAG